GGCCCGGGCGGAAGCAGGAAGCGGUGGAGCAGGACCACGCUCGGGUCGGUGUUUGCUGCAGGGCCAUGGCUGAGAAGUUCGACCACCUGGAGGAGCACCUGGAGAAGUUUGUGGAGAACAUCCGGCAGCUAGGCAUCAUUGUCAGUGACUUCCAGCCCAGCAGCCAGGCCGGGCUCAACCAGAAGCUGAAUUUUAUCGUUACUGGCUUACAGGAUAUUGAUAAGUGCAGGCAGCAGCUUCAUGACAUUACUGUGCCUUUAGAAGUUUUUGAAUACAUAGAUCAAGGACGAAACCCCCAGCUCUACACCAAAGAGUGCCUGGAGAGGGCUCUGGCCAAGAAUGAACAAGUCAAAGGCAAGAUUGACACAAUGAAGAAAUUUAAAAGUCUGUUGAUUCAAGAACUUUCUAAAGUAUUUCCUGAAGACAUGGCUAAGUAUCGAAGCAUCCGAGGGGAGGACCACCCCCCUUCCUAACUUCAUCGUCCUGCCGCCUGAAGACCCUCCUGGUCUAGUGUGAGUCGCCGUGACCUUCAGGCAGGCUAUGACUGACAGUGGCACCCAUGUCCUCCAGCUGCCCUGUCCUUGUCCUUGGCCUUGAGGGCCAGCGGGGCCUGGAGGGCUUGCAGAGUUGUGCCCUGGCUGCCCCUCUGUCCCUGAUGUGCAUCUGUUUGGUCCGAAAGUUCUCAAAUGGCCCGAGUGCACGUCUUUGAGUGCGAUGCAUUUGAUUCUUCCUGGCAGAGUAGUCUUGAGAAUAUUAACUAUGCUAGGUACAUUAAGUUUUUAAAAAUUCCUAAUGGUUUUGUUUUUAUGUACUGUUUCUUUUCCAUUUUAUUAUGGUGUCAAAGAAAGCUAAAAAAAGAAAAAAGAAAAAUUGGCUUAAUCUAAGAAGUACUUUAAGUUGGUGUCUUAUAUUUUCAAGUAUGAUGCAUAAAGAAUGUGUUCAGUGUAACUGUUUACAUGGAUUUCAAUUAGACAUAAGCAUACAAUAAAGCCUUUAAGUAUUUA
Messenger RNA from Callorhinus ursinus (northern fur seal), 1004 nucleotides. It is a transcript of the gene MED10, whose product is annotated as mediator complex subunit 10. Gene Ontology annotation, cellular component: mediator complex. The record is from RefSeq and is a predicted model, not a curated record. Gene Ontology annotation, biological process: regulation of transcription by RNA polymerase II. Gene Ontology annotation, molecular function: transcription coregulator activity. NCBI's taxonomy places the organism in Eukaryota, Metazoa, Chordata, Mammalia, Carnivora, Otariidae.